Aureobasidium namibiae CBS 147.97 is the source of this 747-nucleotide messenger RNA. RefSeq lists its product as uncharacterized. Lineage: Eukaryota; Fungi; Ascomycota; Dothideomycetes; Dothideales; Saccotheciaceae. The record is from RefSeq and is a predicted model, not a curated record. The coding region runs from base 1 to 747 and encodes 248 amino acids. The transcript has 2 exons.
AUGUUCUCUUCCAUGUCCCACAAACGUCGGCACGAUGAUGAUGAUGACGAGGUCAUGUCUAUGCACCACGACAAGAGACUGCGUCACUCUGCUGGAAUUGAUCAUGGUGUUUUUGGUUCGAACCCCAAUGUCGAAGGUCAAUCUAUACCUGGUGCCAUGGACGAUUCCUCAACUUCUAUCAUGGGCGAAACCGACUCCUCUGAUGAUAUGGACAUGAGAGACGACUUCCAAAUGGACCGCUCCCAAUCUCCCGACCAGCCAUCUUCCUGGAUAUUGAAUAACAACCCGCUCCGGAAUCCCCGGAUGGCGCUGAACGAGAGAGGCAUGCGAGUACCAACACCAAUUGCACCGCUUUCUACACGUCCAAAGCCCUCUCCGCUACAAGGUAAUACUACUACCAGUAACGCGUAUGCUCCUUCCACAUCCAUGCGUGCUCGUUUGGCCGGCCCAAGAGAACGCUUCCCAUCGCCAAUCUCCGAAGACGAACCUCAUACUCCCACCACGGCUGCUGGAAGUCAGUUCUCGCUGUUGACUGUUAGUGACAUGGACAUGGACACUGAAACGACUCCCCGAGCUCUUCCCCCACAAACGCCAGACGUACAUGUCCGGAAGCAGCGACAACGAAGUGGUGCCUUCACAUCUCCGCGAGACCAAGACACUUCCAAAAAGUUCUCCAUGGGAUAUCGCGAGGAUUGUGAAAAAUGCAGGAACCGCGUGCCUGGUCAUAUGAACCAUUUCUCAAGGUAG